This is a messenger RNA of Lolium perenne, 992 nucleotides long. Its product is annotated as large ribosomal subunit protein uL18z-like. Gene Ontology annotation, cellular component: cytosolic large ribosomal subunit; ribosome. Gene Ontology annotation, molecular function: structural constituent of ribosome; 5S rRNA binding. Gene Ontology annotation, biological process: ribosomal large subunit assembly; translation. The record is from RefSeq and is a predicted model, not a curated record. NCBI's taxonomy places the organism in Eukaryota, Viridiplantae, Streptophyta, Magnoliopsida, Poales, Poaceae.
AAGGCCCAAGGCCCAAUUCCUCCCCCACUUUCCGCAGAAAACCCUAGCUGCAAGCCUGUAACCCCAUAUGCCACAGAGAUCUGCCCCGACGCCGUUCUAAACCCCUCCUCUUUCUCCCACCUUUCCACCCCUCUCGCGCGCCAAGGGAGGACACCGCCGCCGUAGCCACAGCAGGCGAGCGAGAUGGUGUUCGUGAAGAACCAGAAGACCAGGGCCUACUCCAAGCGGUUCCAAGUGAAGCCCAAGAGAAGGAGACAGGGGAAGACUGAUUACAGGGCCAGGCUCAGGCUCACUAACCAGGACAAGAACAAGUACAACACACCCAAGUACCGCUUUGUUGGAGCUUUGGAUGGUGGCCUUGACAUUCCUCACAGUGACAAGAGAUUUGCUGGUUUCAAGAAGGAUGAGAAGCAGCUGGAUGCAGAGGUUCACCGCAAGUACAUCUAUGGAGGGCAUGUUGCUGACUACAUGAAGUCACUAGCUGAAGAGGAACCUGAGAAGUACCAAUCUCACUUCAGUGAGUACAUUAAGAGGGGGAUCGAGGCUGAUGGCAUGGAAGCGAUGUACAAGAAGGUUCAUGCUGCCAUCCGUGCCGAUCCUACCAUGGCCAAAUCAACCAAGGAACCUCCAAAGACACACACCAGGUACAAUCUGAAGAAGCUGACCUACGAGCAGAGGAAGGCCAGUCUUGUCGAACGACUCAAUGCCCUCAACUCAUCUGCUGGUGCUGAUGUUGAUGAGGAUGACGACGAGUGAAGAGUGUAAUUGACCGCCCCUAGGCCCCUAUAGUGAUAUGUUUAUGCUUCUAGAUGAACUUGCUCUCUAUGCCAUUUACCAGUAGUUUUGCGAGAUUUUAGCACUCUGCACAUUAUGCGUGCCUCUCGAACUUGAGUAUCAUGCUGGAGUUCUUGAUUAUCUUAAUCUAUACAAGGUACUGGCAUUUUGACAUUGCUUUGAGUUUGUUGAUCUAGAAUUUGAUUGGUUCGCGAAUA